UGUACACACAGCGGCCAGCAGAUAGCGGACCACGGUGGACCAAGCGGACGCAGCAGACCCGGGCUGAUCCGAGCAGCGGACGCAGCGGACUGUGGACCACAGCAAUGGUACCAAUCUUGCAACAAUAAACGAUGCACAUACGAUAAAUGCAAUUAGACGGCAACUUCAUCAUCAACUUACCAUACUGUCAAAGAAACGUCGAAAAUGUGGAAAAAGCGUAGAUACAGUGGUAAAUUUUUGUCACGUUUAUUAUAACGACCGAAGAAUGCGAUCAUGUGGCCGACGAGGCACGAAACGAUGACCCGUGAUGAAUGUAGAAAAUGUUUACGAUAUUUGGAAUUAGAUGCAUAUGGAAGUAUGGUGUCUGUUUUGCGUGCUCAAGGACCCUUCACUAAUGAGAAACAGAAAUUGUUACAAGAACUUGCUAAAGUUUUACAUAUUUCCAAUGAAAGGCAUCGUGCAGAAGUACGAAGAGCUGUAAACGAUGAAAAGUUAGCAACUAUAGCCGAACAAUUAAGCGGUCCAAACACUGGCACGGAUUGGACUAUCGAAGGUCGUCGUGCUAUUCCUCUUUUACCAAGAUUAAAAGCAAGAACUGCUUUUACUACAUUAGCGAAUAGUUUGUCUCUCGCGACGGCAGCUGCGAACAAAAGGAAUCUUCCUCUUCAUGAAAAAACAGAGGAUGCAAAAGAUAUUACAAGCAAAUCUCCUGUGAAAGUGAAAAUAGAGGAAAGAAUACUUGAUGACGCUGAGUUUUCACCUAUCAAAGAUAAGUUUAACGAAGAAAAUAUUAUGGAGGAGGUAGCUGAGAUAAAUAAACAAAAUUUGAAUAGUGAAAGCAAGGAUUUGGACACGGGUGAAAAGUGUGGCAUUGUGGAAAAACGUAAAGCAACUUCUCCACUUCCAACAGCAUUACCAAAUAAAAUAUUGGUAGUGUCUGCAAAUUCUAUAGGAACGUUAAAUCAUGGUGUUACCCCAAAAGGAUGUCUGGAAAAUACUAUUCAGUUGUCGCGAGUCUCAACAAAUUCCUUACAGCACCAAAAUUUCACAAUAAUACCGCUUAAUAUUAAUUGUGCAGAAGACUCUACAGAUCUAGAACCUAAAACAACUGCGGUAGCAGAAAAUUUUGUCAACCACGGAGCAGUAUCGUCUAGUAGUCCUACGAAUUCCGUCGUCCCUGUGGAAAUAACGAGUAUCGCUAAGACUCAGGGAAAACUAAUUACAACACAAAGUAAACUUAGUACAAAAAUUGGGUCAGGCAUUUUGAUGCCCGACGGGCAUAAUUUGCAACUUGAAACUGAAGAUACAUCGACGCAAAAUAGUUUAAGUAGUUCACAAAAAACAAUAGACUCGGAGAAUUCAAAUUCAACUGCCAGUAGCACAAAACGUAUCGUGCCCAUGAUACAUUCUAACACGAAACCUCCGAUAAAUAAAGCUAUAACGACAAAUAAUUCGCAUCGAUUAAUAACUGUGUGUCCUGGUACAGCCAUGUCGAAUGGACCAGGACCGCCUCAGCCUAAGCAGACAACAGUAACUUGUAAAAAGAUACCUACUACGCUCAAUAAUCAAAUCGCUGCCAAAAUUGGUGUUACAUUAAAUUCUAAUAAAACUGUAAAUAUUUCUCAUCAUCCUAAUACAAAAUUAGCAUCUAAAACGAAUGUGAUUGUUAUACAAAAGGGUCAAACCAAAGGUGUAACUCUUUCUCACGCAGGCAAGGAAGUACUCGGAAAGGUAAUAGUGGGUGGCAAAAAUUUGUGUGUCACGAAUCAGCAUAGUGCUUCUAUUAAUGUUUUACCGCGCCAUAUUACGUUAAACAAUGGAGAUCAAUCCGUAACUAUGUUAUCAACAACUAAUUUGCCUCAAACGGAACCCAUAAUAUCCAACACGAAAUCUGGUAACACCAUUACGUUCAAUCUUCGACAAGAUGUGUUCGAGAAGAAUAAAGCCCUGACCCAAAUUUUCGAAUCACCUAAUGUUCUUACCUCGGAAUCUAAGACUGUGAUACAGAAUGCGCACGCUCGUCUUUCGAAAGAACCAAGUAACAGUGAUUCACAUGUACAGGAUAACGAAAUCAUUGUAAAAACCGAUGCUAUAAGUUCUGUUAAAGAUGAGAUACACAGGUCAGUUUGAAGUAAUCAAACUUCGUUAUGCAAUUGUUAUGUUAAAAAAAGUGCAUGUAACAUGAACACCUAACUUUUAUCAUUACUUUAAAAUUUCCUUUUAUAAAUUAAUUGUUGUAAAUUCGUAUUACAUGAUUUAUAGUCCGCUUAAGUUGUUUUAAGCCAUUGUAGUUCUAAUACUUCAUUUCGUACAGAUCUUUUAUUUACGAUUUUUUUUACACAUUUAUCCAGUGUAUAAGAUUGAGCGCUGGUGACGCGACGGUAGCUAUUUAUUUCAAGAACGUUCAAUACUCAGUGGAGAAUCGUAUGUUGGAAUCGAAGAUUAAGAUAAUUUAUACUGAAAACUUUUAAGAGACUUUUCACUAUGUUCAUAUAGAUAUUGAAUUUAACAAAGAAAGACUGGAUGUAUUCCAUAAUGUACGUAAUACAUACAUGUCUAACAAUAAGUAUUUAACUUUUAGUAGUGUUUGACCCUUUCAAACAAAUGAAGUUUCUUGUUUACUAAAUCAUAAAUAAUAUAAGAAUCGUGCAAUUACCUGAUUAAGAAAUUGUAAUUCUACACGACUGAUUGUUUUACAUCUGGCAUGUGCCAAAUUUGUAAUAUAUUUACAGUGCUAAGUAAAAAGUUUGUUUCUAUGUUUCUGAUA
Megalopta genalis is the source of this 2767-nucleotide messenger RNA. RefSeq lists its product as uncharacterized. Gene Ontology annotation, cellular component: nucleoplasm. The record is from RefSeq and is a predicted model, not a curated record. Gene Ontology annotation, biological process: regulation of DNA-templated transcription. NCBI's taxonomy places the organism in Eukaryota, Metazoa, Arthropoda, Insecta, Hymenoptera, Halictidae.